Molecule: messenger RNA, 543 nt
Organism: Rosa chinensis
Lineage: Eukaryota; Viridiplantae; Streptophyta; Magnoliopsida; Rosales; Rosaceae
Product: pectinesterase inhibitor
Exons: 1
Coding region: 1-543 (180 amino acids)
Molecular function (GO): enzyme inhibitor activity
Source: RefSeq, a predicted model, not a curated record
AUGGAGUCUCCACUAGGUUUUGCGUCAACCUUGUUCUUUGCUUCCCUGUUCUUGCUUCUCUCUUCCCCUUCACCCACAAAUGCAUCAACUCGUUUAGUUGAAUCUGUGUGCAAUGAAGUAGUAGGCAUUUUGAAAGGCAGCAACUCUGAAUGCUUGAAAGCUCUUGAGUUGGAUCCUCGAACCGGAUCGGCGUCCACUUACGAAGUGCUUGCCCCGAUCGCUAUUGAUUUAGCAAUAGCAAAUGCAAAGGAUAGCGAAGCUUUCAUUAAAAAUUUGCUCAAGAACAACUCUAGCAGUGAAGCUAUAAAACAGUGUGCAGAUUCAUAUAAUAUAGUGGUAAGGGAUUUUGUAGGUGCCAAAGAGGAGCUGAAGGAGGACCCUUUGUCGGCCAACUAUGACAUCAAAAUUGCCGGCGACAAUGUCCGUGAUUGUGAGAACGCAUUGAGUUCUAAAGGGCUUCAAGUUCCUGAAAUAGCUUCUAGAAACCAUGCAAUGUUCUUAUAUAGUAAUAUUGGAUUUGUUAUCACUAAUCAUAUUGAUUAA